CACUGCAGGAGUGAUUCCUGAGUUUAGAGCCAGGAAUAAACCCUGAGCACUGCUAGGUGUGGCUCAAAAACAAAAAUAAAGAAACAAAGGUACAAAGUCAUUCAUGGGUACCUGAGAUCCUACCCUACCCCCUUACAGGUUUCCUAAUCCCCUCAAAGACAUUCAUGGAUGAUGAGAGGAGUCAACAUUCUCCCUCCGUGACCACCUUCUGUCCAGCCAUGGAGGAAGCCUUGCUGCCCCUGGCCAUGACCUCUGACCCCAGGCCUUUCAAUCAGCAACUUCCAGAGCCUCCAGAUCCAAGAUGUGUUUUGGAACCCCAGGACAACACUGAACUGGCACCUGCCCUGGUGUGUGCUCUUUGCUGCUGCUUUGGAAUCAUCUACUGCUGCUUCGGCUACCGCUGCUUCAAGGCAGUGAUGUUUCUUUCCGGCCUGCUGUCUGGAGCUCUGGUGAUCUUCCUGCUGUGCCACAAGGAGCAAGUGCUAGAGACACAACUGAACCUGGAGGUGAGCGCAGGCAUUGCGCUGGGCAUCGGACUCCUCUGCGGCCUGGUCACCAUGCUGGUUCGCAGUGUUGGGCUUUUCCUGACUGGUCUCCUGCUAGGCCUAACACUGGGCUCCGGCGCCCUGCUUGGCACAGAGCCUAUCUACCAGCCUCCUUCAGCCUGGGUACCGGUUGGCGGGCUAGUGGGAUUGGCACUGCUGGGAGCUCUCCUCACGCUUCGGUGGCCACGUCCAUUCACCGUUCUGGGCACAGCUCUGCUAGGGGCUGCAGUGCUGGUGGCCUGUGCUGACUACUUCCUGGAGGGACUGGCCCUGGGCAGUCGGCUAGGCCUACGCUUACAGGCACUCCCAGCCUUGCCUCCUCUCUGCUGGUAUAGCUGGGUCUUGCUGGGUACCUGGCCAGCCCUAGGGGCCCUGGGGGCCCUAGCGCAAUGGAAGCUCAUGGAUGAGGAACAUGGAGGUCACGCCAAUGUGGUUUUAAGCCACCAGCGAAGGCAUCUCCAACUCCUCCGAAUGCGUCAGCAAAAGGCUAAGUGGCACCGAACACCCCCUGGGGUGGGGCUGUAUGAGGGCAGCUACCGACAUCAGCUCUCUCCCAGCACCCGGAGCCCUGCUGAUGGUCUGGCUCCGAGUUAUCUCCAGAGCCUUCGAGAACGGCAACGUGGACUAGGCCCGCUGACUACAGCCCCACAUACCAUCGUGGACCUGGAUUCUGACUGUGGUUCUACUGUACCCCUCACCACCCCUUUGGGUUCCACCCAAACCUGAACCUAUAUCCCCAUCAAGGCUCCAUUUUGAACAAAGGCCAGGAAUUUAGAGGGACAGGGCCUGUGUCCACAGUACCUACACAUGAAUCUGCCAUGUCUUGGACUUGGGAUAGGAUUUGUGUGUCAGGGAUGGAGAGUUAGCACAGGAGCUAAGGCACUUGCAUGCAGCUGCAUAAAUUGACCCUGGUUCAAAUCCCCAGGAACAUAUAUGGUCCCCUGAAUACUAUCAGGGAUCACUCCUGAAUACAGAGCCAGAAAUAGUUUCUGAGCACCUCCAGGUAUGUCCCAAAAAACAACAAAAGAAAAAUAAUUUGUGUGUCUGCCAAGACCAACGUUAUAGGGAUAUGUUUCUAAGUCAGAUAGAAAGGAAGCUGGUGGGGCCGGAGAGAUAGCAUGGAGGUAAGGCAUUUGCCUUGCACGCAGAGGGCCGGUGAAUCAAAUCCUGGCAUCUCAUAUGGUCCCCUGAGCUUGCCAGG
Messenger RNA from Suncus etruscus (white-toothed pygmy shrew), 1746 nucleotides. RefSeq names its product transmembrane protein 198-like. NCBI's taxonomy places the organism in Eukaryota, Metazoa, Chordata, Mammalia, Eulipotyphla, Soricidae. The record is from RefSeq and is a predicted model, not a curated record. Bases 165 to 1271 code for a protein of 368 amino acids. Gene Ontology annotation, cellular component: plasma membrane; vesicle membrane. The transcript is spliced from 4 exons.